Neoarius graeffei (lesser salmon catfish) is the source of this 995-nucleotide messenger RNA. RefSeq names its product proteasome 20S subunit beta 13a (gene psmb13a). Lineage: Eukaryota; Metazoa; Chordata; Actinopteri; Siluriformes; Ariidae. The record is from RefSeq and is a predicted model, not a curated record. Gene Ontology annotation, molecular function: threonine-type endopeptidase activity. Gene Ontology annotation, cellular component: proteasome core complex. The coding region runs from base 43 to 876 and encodes 277 amino acids. The transcript is spliced from 8 exons.
AAUCCAGCCUGAACACAUCAAGGCAGAAAGUUUCCUGUGGACAUGGCUCAGUUUCACGUCUUCGAAGCACCUGUAGCAGGUUUUAAUUUCGAGAACUCUGCAAGAAAUGUUGUAUUGGAGAAUGCUCUGGCUGAAGGGAAAAGCAAAACGCCCAAACCUUUAAAGACUGGCACAACCAUAGCAGGAGUGGUGUUUAAGGAUGGUGUGAUCCUGGGAGCUGACACAAGGGCCACCUCCAGCGAAGUAGUUGCUGACAAAAUGUGCUCCAAAAUUCACUUCAUUGCUCCAAAUAUAUAUUGUUGCGGAGCAGGGACUGCUGCAGACACGUUUAAAACUACAGAAUUGCUCUGUUCCAACCUCGCAAUUUUCUCCUUGAAUAGCGAGAGGAACCCCAGAGUCACCAUGGCAGCUCACAUACUACAGGAUAUGCUCUUCAGAUAUCAAGGUACAAUUGGGGCACAUUUAAUUCUAGGAGGGGUCGACUUCACCGGGAACCAUCUCUACACAGUGAGCCCCUUUGGGAGCAUGGACGAGCGUCCAUAUCUUGCUAUGGGAUCUGGUGAUUUAGCUGCAAUGAGUAUCCUGGAGGACAGAUUUAAAGCCAAUAUGGAACUAGAUGAGGCUAAGGCAUUGGUGCGUGAUGCAAUCCAAUCAGGCAUCAUGAGUGAUCUUGCUUCAGGUCACAACAUAGACCUGUGUGUGAUCACCGGACAAGGGGUUGAUUACAUCAGACCUUACCAGGAGUCUGAAUACAAGGACGUCAGAAAGCAGAAGUAUAAGUAUAAGCAAGGUACAACCCCAGUCUUGACAGAGAAUGUGGUUCGUUUGGAGCUGGAGCUACUACACGAGACAGUUCAGACUAUGGAAACAGCCUGAGCCAAAAAACCACAGUCAUGAUGUAUUUUAUUCAGUCCACCAUUUAUUACCACCAUCAAUAACUUUUGUUAAUGAUUACUUAUAUAACCGUAUUGUAAUAAAUACAUGAUGUCUUGGUA